Molecule: messenger RNA, 2169 nt
Organism: Suillus subaureus
Lineage: Eukaryota; Fungi; Basidiomycota; Agaricomycetes; Boletales; Suillaceae
Product: major facilitator superfamily domain-containing protein
Exons: 11
Coding region: 217-1857 (546 amino acids)
Biological process (GO): transmembrane transport
Cellular component (GO): membrane
Molecular function (GO): transmembrane transporter activity
Source: RefSeq, a predicted model, not a curated record
GGGACGUCGACUUCACUCUCUUCGCGUGAGUUCUGCCAACGUUAGCCAGGCACAACGCCCGGUUGGGCGGGUCUCCCGGAUUCUGCCAACAACACUACCAGCACAUAAGAAAACUUCACUUUGGUUAUAUAUCCGGUUGCGGCCCAUGCAUGAUGAAUAUCAAACUAUCCUGCCCCGAGCCUUACACUCUCAAGUUUCCAGGAAACGCGAGAAGUAAUGUCUCAGGAGCUUACUCAUUCACCAAUCCAUCAAGAUCUCAACCUCGAGAAGGCUAAGCACUAUGAUUCAGACUCGGAUGUACAGCGCAGUCUUUUGCGCUCUGUCUUUAUCAUCGUGACCUGCACCGCUGCAAUGGUGGUCAAUACCGCUAACGCCAGUUCUGUCUCUAUCUCGCUCCCAAGUAUUCAAAGGGACCUAAAUGUCAAGGAAGACCAGCUGCAGUGGCUCGUAUCUGCCUAUUCGCUCAGUUCGGGCUGCCUUCUCUUGUUCUUUGGCAGAUUGGCGGAUAUCUAUGGUCAGAAACAGGCGUUUAUGGUCGGUACUCUCUGUCAAGUCGCGUUUUCUCUUGGUGCUGGCUUUGCACAGAGUGGUAGUACCCUCGUCGUUUUGCGCGCCUUCCAAGGCCUUGGUGCUGCUGCUACAAUACCGUCUUCACUCGGUAUCCUGGCGCAUGCAUUCCCUCCGUCUAAAAUGCGUUCAAUAGCUUUCGCAACAUUUGCAGCCGGUGCCCCUGUCGGUGGCGCAUUCGGCAUGAUCGUCGGCGGUGUCCUCACACAAAUAUCCUCGACACAUUGGCGCUCCUCAUUCUAUUUGGUUGCAGUGAUGUCUGCUCUAACGGGUAUUUCCAGUAUGAUUUCAUUCGACGCAGAUGUGACUUCGACGGAGGCUGUCGACUGGAUCGGCGCUUCCCUCGUCACCAUUGGUCUGGUCCUGCUUGUAUUUGUACUUGGUCAAGGAGAAGUUGCUUCUCAAGGCUGGAAAACUCCAUACAUCAUUAUCCUUCUAAUUGUCGGGAUUAUCAUGGUUUUGCUGUUCUUGCUUUGGGAGCGAUACUUGGAGCAAGUUAUAGAUGAUCCAUCAAGCACAACGUCCGCAUGGACACCACCGCCAUUGAUGAGGCUCUCGCUUUGGACGCGAGCAAAGGGCCGGAUGGCUGUUAUUCUCGCCAUUGCAUUCCUGAAUUCCUGUGCGUUCGUUAGCUGGAGAUUUUGGGUUCAGUUGUAUUAUCAGAACUACCUUUUGCUCACACCUAUGCAAACUAUGCUCCGGUUCAUUCCAAUGUUCAUCGUCGGCUGUUUGUGCAACGUUUUGGUUGCAAUGUUUGUUGGCAAAUUGCCUUUGGUCGUCUUUGCAGUCAGCGGAACGUUACUGACAGCAUCUGCCGCUAUCCUGUUUGCGCUGAUUGACCCGACCGUGACGUAUUGGGCAUUUGCCUUCCCAUCCACGGUUCUUGUCGUGUUCGGCGCUGAUUUUAUGUACUCCGCUGGUACAAUUUUCAUCGCCAAGAUCGCGCUCCCACAUGAGCGCAGCGUGGCUGGAGCUCUGUUUCAAACUAUGACACAGCUCGGCACUGCGAUCGGACUUGCUUUAUCUACGCUUGUGUUCAACAUCGUAGUUAAAAACGAGUCUGCUGAUGUUGGCGUUACUGUCAACUCUGCUGGCACCAACGCGCCCCAUUUCGCACAGCUUAAGGGUUAUAGAUCUGCGCAAUGGAGCUGCGCUUCAUUUGCACUUGUGGCUGCGCUGCUGGCAACGCUUUUCCUCCACGGUGCUGGGAUUGUUGGAGACAAGAAGACUAUCAGGCAUAUUGAUAGUGAUGAGACAAUAGCCGUGCGGUUUGAAUCCAAGAAGGGCUAGAUACACUCAUUUUUCAACAUAUCUAACAAUUGACACAUGGUCCCACCCCCUCCACUCUCUACUCUAUCGUACCCUCGUUCCAGAAGCUCUAUACUGCCUACACUCCUUUUUAGCAUUACAUUUUUGUGUUCUUGCCCAUAUAGCGUCACCCUGUUUCUCUUGAUCUUGAAUGUUCCAUACUACAUACACCCCUUUCUAGCCUUAUAUAUUUUUCUGUCCUUAUCUAUAGAACGUUAUCCCUGUUUCUCUCAAUCUUGCAUGGCAUAUAUAAUUUCAAGUGUCGUGGUUUCUUGCGAUGAUGUAGCUGAGUGA